AUGUAAUGUCAUUUAAAUGUCAAUUUUGUAACUUUAUAUUUUUUCUUUAAAUAUGCUGCUAAUUUAAUAAAUAAACAGAACAAACACCUUUGAGAGAAUAAAUAAACAAAAUGCCUACAGUAGUACUACUCGAUGUCUCUUUGUCGAUGUCUCGACCGGUGCCUACAUCAGACACAACCGAAAAUCAUACUCGUCUUACCAUUGCUUCGACUGCUAUAAACACAUUUUUAGAUUAUUUAAGUGUUCAUGCAAAAUUGGAAUACGUAGCUCUAGUUACUUACUCAUCCCUAUAUGAAGUAUCUGUCCCAUUUACACGUGAUUAUGACCUGAUACGCAACAAACUUCCUCUUCUGGAAGAAGGUGACAAGACAUGUAUAGAGACGGCUUUGCUUGGAGUAAACCAACUCAUACUCAGUGAAUGGGGAUACCAAACACCUGUACAAACUAUAAUAAUAACAGAUGGCAGCUGUGGAGUUGGUGCUAUUGGCAGAACUCGCAUUAUACAAGCAUUGCCUUUGCCUCCAUCUUAUCCCACUAGAAUACAUGUUUUGCCAAUAGUAUCUCCACAUGAUCCUUGUUUACAACAAGCAAUGCCACUAUAUCAGAAAAUUGUGGACUUAGCUACAGGCACUGCUAACAGUUCAAACCUUAGCAUUUCAUGUGGUGCUAUAUUUUGUCCAGACCAGUUAUCUGUACCUGGGGCAAUAUCAGCAAUGACCCGUCUCUGUGAACAAUACUAUCAGGAAUUCUGGUGUACACUCAAAUGUGGCCAAUUGGAAUCCAGAGUACAACUAUUUCCAGCACCACAAGCAGCUUUACAUGACGGCCUUGUUGCAAGCUACACAAUAGCACAUCAACUGCAUGUCGUCGGCUUCCUACAUCAACAGGACCUUGGUACACCAAUAGCGAUAAGUAAACAUCUAGUGAUACCUCAAGCUCAAGCAGGUAGUGCGGCUAACAAAGAAAAUUAUGAAUCAAAAACACCAACAAAGGAAACUUCCAGUACUGACGGAUCAGCCACUGAAGAAGAUAUGUCAGAUCCAAGCAAAGUACCUAAUUUCUGUGUUCUGCUCCAUGGUGCCUUAAAGGUUGAAAGCAUGACAGCAAUAGUUCAGUUAGGUUCGGACUGGUGGGGCACGCUGACAGCGUGGUGCGAAGCGUCCAGGGCUCGCCGCUCGUGCCUAUUGCUCAGCGUGCUGAGGCCGGGAGUCUCCGCUGCGCCUUGGCUUGGACCUUUAGAUCAACUAGGCCCUGCUGACGAUAACACUUCACCUGCAGAGCCGUUCCCUAUCCGGUCGUGGCGGUCGUAUAGCAGCGGUGGGUCGGGCUGCGCAUGGGCCCGUCCGCAUGCUUUACUCGCUGAUGUACAAAAAGUUCUGCGUCAUGCAAGAAAAUUACCCGAUAAAACCCAACAUCUUUAUAAGGAGCUGAACCGCCUUCGUAGAGCAGCUAUCUCGCUCGGAUUUUCCGAACUUCUUACUUGUGUGGGUAAUGCUUUAGAGCGUGAAUGCGCUGCGUUACCGACCUCAGCGCCGCCGGAAUGUGCGCUGCAGUUAGCACAUGCUGCCGCUGCAUUGCGCGAUCCACGGACAGCAUUAGAUAUCAAACACGUAUUACAGCCACUCGCUGCAAAUUUUACUGUCACAUCAAUGUCUCAUUAAAUUCAAUUCACAGUGGAGUUAUGCAUGCCAUAAAAUAUAAAUAUUUGUAAAUAAAACUAAUUUUUAUAAGACUUUCUAAACUAUUAAACUAAGUUCUUAUUCUGUACAAAACUGAUGAACUAUAAGAAAUAGAUUGAAUACACCAUCUGCAUCUG
Molecule: messenger RNA, 1816 nt
Organism: Galleria mellonella (greater wax moth)
Lineage: Eukaryota; Metazoa; Arthropoda; Insecta; Lepidoptera; Pyralidae
Gene: IntS14
Product: integrator complex subunit 14
Exons: 10
Coding region: 111-1661 (516 amino acids)
Biological process (GO): snRNA 3'-end processing
Cellular component (GO): integrator complex
Source: RefSeq, a predicted model, not a curated record